Molecule: messenger RNA, 1647 nt
Organism: Lichtheimia ornata
Lineage: Eukaryota; Fungi; Mucoromycota; Mucoromycetes; Mucorales; Lichtheimiaceae
Product: aspartate-tRNA(Asn) ligase
Exons: 5
Coding region: 1-1647 (548 amino acids)
Biological process (GO): aspartyl-tRNA aminoacylation
Cellular component (GO): cytosol; aminoacyl-tRNA synthetase multienzyme complex; cytoplasm
Molecular function (GO): aspartate-tRNA ligase activity; ATP binding; RNA binding
Source: RefSeq, a predicted model, not a curated record
AUGUCAGAACCUACAAAGGACCCCGUUGAAGAAAUCACUCAAAAGACUGAAGAAGUUAUCCUUGACGAGGAAGGCAAACCUCUUUCCAAAAAGGCCUUGAAGAAGCUUCAAAAGGAAAAGGAAAAGGCCGAACGCAAGGCUGCUACUGCCGCUAAGCUUGCUGAGGAGAAGGCUGCUCGUGAUGCUGCUAAUGUGGACUUUUCGCAAGACCGUUAUGGCAAGCUUCCUAUGAACCAAUCCCAAUCUCGUACUGAUACCAAAUAUGAGGACAUUACUCACAUCAAUGGGGGUCGUGCCGGUGAAUCGGUUGUGAUCCGUGCUCGUGUGCACACUUCGCGUGCUACUGGCAACAAGAUGUGCUUUUUCGUUUUCCGCCAAGGUGUGUCUACUAUCCAAGGUAUCAUCACUGCCGAUGAAAAGACCAUUAGCAAGCCUAUGGUGAAAUUCUGCGUUGGCAUUCCUUCCGAAUCCAUUGUUGUUGUCCAUGCUACCAUUUCCAAGCCUGUGGAUGAAGUCAAGAGCUGCACUAUCUCGGAUGCUGAACUUGCUAUUGACAAGAUUUACGUUGUCUCCGAAGUCAAGGAACGCAUUGUCUUUUCUCUUGAAGAUGCCUCGCGUCGUGAAACGGACUUUGAGCAAGAAGACAGCCAAUUUGUUCGUGUCAACCUUGAUACGCGUCUCAACAAUCGUGUCCUCGACUUGCGUACGACGACCAACAAUGCCAUCUUCCGCCUCCAAUCAGCCGUUUGCUUGUUGUUCCGUGAAUUCUUGAUUGAAAAGAAGUUUACCGAGAUCCACACCCCCAAAUUGAUUGCUACUGCCUCUGAAGGUGGCUCCAACGUGUUCCGCGUCUCUUACUUUAAGCAAAGUGCUUACCUCGCUCAAAGCCCUCAGCUGUACAAGCAAAUGUGUAUUGCUGCCGAUUUUGGUCGUGUCUUUGAAAUUGCACCUGUCUUCCGUGCCGAGGAUUCCAACACCCAUCGUCACAUGACCGAAUUCGUGGGUCUCGAUAUGGAAAUGGCUUUCAAUGAGCACUAUCACGAAGUCGUUGAUGUCCUUGAUGAAAUGUUUGUUUACAUCUUCACCAACCUCAAGAAGCGUUACAGCGUCGAGAUUGAAGCUGUCAAGAGACAAUAUCCUUUCGAAGAUUUCGAAUUCUUGCCAAAGACCCUUCGUCUCAAGUACUCUGAAGGUAUCCAAAUGUUGCGUGAUGCCGGUGUUGAACUUGGUGACUAUGAUGAUUUGAGCACCACCAACGAAAAGUUGCUUGGCAAGCUUGUCAAGGAAAAGUACCACACCGACUUUUACAUUUUGGACAAGUUCCCUCUCGCUGUUCGUCCUUUCUACACCAUGCCCGAUGCAGAGAACCCUCAAUACUCCAACUCUUAUGACUUUUUCAUGCGUGGUGAAGAAAUCAUGUCUGGUGCUCAACGUAUCCAUGAUCCCGAUUUCUUGGUUGAACGUGCAAAGGAACAUGGUGUCGAUAUCUCUACUAUCCAACCUUAUAUUGAUGCAUUCAAGAUUGGUGCUCCUCCUCACGCUGGUGGUGGUGUUGGUUUGGAACGUGUUGUCAUGCUUUACCUUGCCCUUGGCAACAUUCGUCGUACCAGUCUCUUCCCUCGUGACCCCAAGCGUCUUGAGCCUUAA